AUGUCUGAAGCAACUCAGUCGUCGUCCUAUAUUCCACCCGUCUUUCGGGUUGAUACGGCUGUGCCAGACCGUUUAGUCUCUCUGAUUCCAGAUGAGCUUGCAGAAAAAGUCCCUGAGCAUCCUCUAUUUGCUUACCCAAAGACCACCAGACCACAAGACGGAUUCGUUGAGGUAACGGCAAAAUGUUUCGCCAACGCCAUAAACAGAACGAGUUGGUAUCUAGAAUCCACAUUAGGCAAGGCCACUCCGGGUGCAUUUCCAAGUGUGGGUUAUAUGGGAAGCAGUAUGGUUAACCCGUCAUUCAAAACUCCUCACGAUUGUAAAGGAAGCUUACCAGAUACAGGUGACCUUAGAUAUUUUUUGUUCCUUUUUGGUGCUAUAAAAGCUGGAUAUAAGAUGCUAUAUUUGUCACCUCGAAAUAAUGUCGCCGGCCAUCUCAACGUACUCGAAAAGUCCGACUGCAAUAUUUUCCUUUCGGCCAAAGAAACUCGUGUUGAACAUAUCCUAAGCCAGAGGAAGAUGCAGACCGCGAUUGUGCCAGAACUUGAAGAAUUAUUGGAUGAAACAUCAGCCCCAACAUAUCCAUACACAAAGACUUUUGAAGAGGCAAGAAAGGACCCUUGUCUCAUCCUACACACUACAGGAUCAACCGGAUUGCCAAAGCCCAUUACAUGGAAAUUGGAAAUUUUGAGUACCUAUGAAGCCUGGAGGACUAUUCCUUCCAUGGGUGAGUACGUGUCGAUGACUGAGAUUUAUCAAGAAGCCCACAGGGCAUACAAUGCGAUGCCUCUGUUUCACACCAGUGGAUUAAACACUGGAAUAACACUCUCGCUUCUUCUUGGUGUCACCACGGUCUUUGGUGCUGCCAAUGUGGUACCAAAUGCUGCUUAUGCAGAUGAGAUGCACAAGUACGCUGGUGUUGACGCCUCAAUUGGACCACCAUCCCUUUAUGAGGAUCUAAGUCAUGAAACCGACACCCUUGACAGGAUUGAUACGCUUCGCUAUGUUCUUGUAUGUGGAGCUCCCCUGUCACAAGUGGCAGGCGAUGUCGUAUCUAAGAGAACCAGACUCAUCUCCAACUUUGGAGCCACUGAGACGGCAUGCCUACCAAGACUAGCCCCUGGACGGGAAGAUUGGUCGUAUUAUUACUGGCAUCCAUCUCACUCUGGGAUUGAGUUGAGAGAAUAUAUGGACGAUCUGUAUGAGUUGUUCAUUGUGCGCAAGCCCGAAUUAGAACUGUACCAGGGAAUCUUCAGCACAUUUCCCGACCUCCAGGAGUACUCAAUGAACGACAUCUACUCAAAGCACCCCGAUCCAACGAGAGGAUUCUUAUACAAAUGGAGAGGACGAGCAGACGAUGUGAUCGUGCUCAGUAACGGCGAGAAGCUCGCUCCCGCGCUUAUGGAGGCCGGUCUCAUGAGUAGUCCGUUAGUCAAAGGGGCUAUGGUUGUCGGCCGUGGCAAAUUCCAACCAGCAGCGCUUCUAGAUCUUGGCGAUGAACGACCAGAUACCGCCAGUGGACGUUUCGACAUCUUGAAAGACUUGUUGCCAGCUAUAGCUGAAGCCAAUAAACAUGCACCGGCACAUGGCAAGCUUGACCAAAAUCAUGUCUUGCUUGUAGAUCCAGCCCGUCCUAUCUACUAUCUUGGCCAAGGCAAGAUUCAAAGACAUCAGACAUAUAAGGCUUAUGAGGAGGAUAUUGAAAAUCUAUAUCUAGCAGCUGACAAUCUCGAUGACCAAAUGGAUUUGGACCAGUCUUUGUCUGGAGACUUAUCAAAGGUUGACUUCAGUGACUUGGACAGCAUCAAACAGUGGCUGAAGGACCUUAUUUUACUCCUUACUGAGAUGGAAGAUCUUCAACCAGCAGAUUCCUUUUUUCAAUCCGGCGUCGACUCAUUACAUGUCCUUCGAAUCAUCCGAGAAAUUAAAAUCCAGGUCAAGCUCUAUGGGGGAAGGCUGCUCCCAGAAAUGUUGACAUCCGGUGUUGUCUAUUCACACCCAUCCUUGGAUGAACUUUGCGAAUUCCUCUUCAAAAAGGCCAAUCUAACCCUUCGAGGACUAGACAGUGGAUACCAAAGUGUUGAUUCAGACGAUGAGGAUGUUAGACCGAAGUCCAAAGACAUGGAAUCAGUCUUGAAUGAAUACGUUGAAAGCCUACCAAGGAUUGAUAACCGGGUUGCGCCAGUGUCCGUUAGUCAGGGUAUGACUGUACUUCUUACGGGAAGCACCGGUUCUCUAGGCUCGUAUCUCCUCAACUCACUCAACAAUGAUCCUAACGUGGAACACAUUAUCUGUCUCGAUCGUACAUCCGCUGCUGAGAAGCACAAGGAGCUUGGACCCAGACGAGGAUUGGCACCACUCGAUUCGGACCGAGUAGAGUUCAUCAAGGCUGAUCUCUCUCAAGAUCAUUUGGGAGUUGAAGAGGAGCUAUAUAAUCGCCUUGUGGGAACGGUUACCCAUAUUAUUCAUUGUCAAUGGCCAGUAAACUUCAAUUGGACUCUAAAUUCUUUCAAGCCUUACAUAUCCGGAGUAAGAAACCUUGCUAGCCUAGCAGCAAGUUCAAGUCAUAAUGCAUUCUUGUUGUUCGUGUCGAGUGUUGCCGCUGUCGGUGGAUGGAAAGGCCCUGGCGAUGUUCCUGAGGUUCCUAUCCAUGAUCUUGGAAUGGCUGCUAAUACCGGCUAUGGGCAAUCGAAGCUCAUUGCUGAGUGUCUACUCGACAAGGCUGCUGAGCUUUCCGGUGUCCGCUCAGCAUGCUGUCGGGUUGGAAUUGUGGCUGGCCCUGUGGAACAACCAUUGGGCAUGUGGAACAAACAUGAAUAUAUUCCAUCGAUUAUCAUAUCAUCAGUUCAUCUCGGUGCUUUCCCGAAGACAUUUCCUUCGCGGGAUGAGAUUGACUGGUUGCCGGUAGACAAAUUGUCCAAAAUUCUUCUAGAAAUUUUGGCGUCAGCUUCUCAAUCCGGGGUCAAUGAAGAAAUAAUAGUCGAUACUAAAGAAAAUAACCCACGCACGAAGAUAUAUCACGUUGUCAACCCCUACCGCACCUCAUGGCAUGGGGACUUUGCGACGCACCUACGAGUCUCAUACCCUAGUGAUACUCCUCUUCAAGGAGUUACAUUUGAGGAAUGGGUAGGAAAACUAAAUCUAAGCGCAGAGGAGGCUGAAAAAGCCGACAAUGUCGAUAUUGAGCGCAAUCCAGCCAUACGACUGCUGCAAUUCUACGCCAAUGCAGCGACCAGUAAGGAGAAGGGCCGACGCCUUUGGCCGAUAGCUGCGGUGCAGGCAAGUGAGACUCUUCGGGCCCUUGGUCCUUUGGGCAGUACAUGGUUAGAAAACUGGAUGGUCCAGUGGGGUAUCAAGUCAAAUUAA
Talaromyces marneffei is the source of this 3366-nucleotide messenger RNA. RefSeq lists its product as uncharacterized. The record is from RefSeq and is a predicted model, not a curated record. Lineage: Eukaryota; Fungi; Ascomycota; Eurotiomycetes; Eurotiales; Trichocomaceae. Bases 1 to 3366 code for a protein of 1121 amino acids. The transcript is spliced from 5 exons.